AUAUGAUAAUUAUAUGUAUUAAUACACUUUGAGCAUGUUAAUGCAUCCAUAAGAUACUUGCCUCGAUCGGAGUCCAGACAGUUUCAACCACCUGUCAAACAACAAGUUAAGUAUCUUGUUUAGUGUAUGUUUUAUAUGUUUUAAAGUUAUACACAGGUAUUUGGAGUAGCUAGUAUCUACAUUUCAGAGGUGUUCUCAGAGUAUUUGUACAAUUUAACAAAAGGAUCGGAGUUUGUAGUAUUUGUGAGUUAAUGUGUUAUGUUACUUAUACAGGAGCUAUCAAUGUUAUCACAAUGACAAGAAAUUCUAUUCUUAUUACAUUUGUUAUCCUAGUUGCCAUUUCACCAUCUUGUUCGGGGGAUCCAGUUCAUAUCGACGAUCCGUCCGUCACAGACGCCGAUAGGACAUGGAUUAACAACUGGAACAAAGAAAAUGCAAGUUCCAAACCAAGUAUAACUCGCUAUGAUAGAGGGCACAUCAACAUCAGAGCACCGAAUGGUUUUACCGUUGAGUUUGUCAGACAGACGUCAGAAUGUUGGAAGUGUCCUCUUUUACCUGGUCUGACAGUAGGAGCAGGCCAGGUAGGAAGCUACUUAGUAGACACGAUGUGGGAAUCAGAGCUCUACCAACUCAGAAGAUAUGUUAACAGUUCGUACAGUGAAUUGAUUUGCAGCAAUAACGAGCGAUUGGCUGAAAAUGGGGACUACUGGCUACUUGUAAGUGAAGAUAUGGACGCUGCAUCAUGUCGUAUGAUCAUAUCCAACAGGCCUCCAAAUGCAUAUAUGCCCAUAUUUUAUGCGUUCCUUGUCUAUCUUGGUCUGGCGUUCAUCUACGUCCUCUACAAGAUUCUGAAAAGAAAAGACAAGUUACCUUCAUGGAAGACUAAAGGUGCUGAUAUCACAGAGCCAUCCAAAACAGAAAGCACAACAACCCUGGAAAUGCACGGAUCUACGAGUGGCGUACAUGGGUUGUCCGAUGGUGAAACCAAAGUCGAGCCAACAAAAAAGAAAAGUCAGCGCCUUGUGUCCCUCGAUGCAUUCCGUGGGUUGUGUUUGACGGUUAUGAUAUUUGUGAACUAUGGCGGUGGAGGGUAUGAUGUCUUCAUUCAUCCACCCUGGAAUGGUCUUACAGUUCCCGAUCUUGUCUUCCCCUGGUUUAUCUUUAUGAUGGGUACAGCGAUGGCAUAUUCGUUUAGAGGUCUUCUGAAAAGGGAAACUCCAAAAUGGAAAAUUGCAUUAAAGAUUUUAAAGCGCUCCAUCAUCCUGAUGUUCCUGGGACUUGUACUUAAUAGUGUUUGGGGACCGAUUAAAUGGCAAACAUUACGUAUCCCUGGUGUUUUACAAAGGUUUUCAUGGGUGUAUCUCAUCGUAGCCUUUGUUCACAUGUUCUUCGCCAGGUUAGAUGAUCCCAAAAAGGAUUCAAAACGAGGACAUGUUCGUGAUCUGAUAUACUAUUGGCCGGAAUGGGUCAUCCACUUUUGCCUUCUGGGCAUAUUCAUUGGUAUUACACAUGGUCUGCCAGUACCAGGAUGCCCUACCGGCUAUUUAGGACCAGGUGGGCUUCACGAGAACAAAAAAUUUGAGAACUGCACAGGUGGCGCUGCUGGGUACAUAGAUUACAAAGUAUUCGGGCAUAACCACUUGUGGAUAAACACCCCAAUACGGAACCUCUAUAAGACGAACAUACCAUAUGACCCAGAGGGUCUUCUCGGAACACUAUCUGCAUGUUUCACGUGUUUCCUGGGUCUUCAGGCUGGGCUUAUCUUUGUCACGUAUAAAGGACACAAGAACAGAUUAAUACGAUUGGCAUUCUGGUGUAUCUUCUGGGGAAUACCAGCAGCUAUUCUGACAAAAUUUAGCAAGAAUGAUGGCUUCAUUUCUGUUAAUAAGCCAUUAUGGUCUAUCUCGUUUGCGUUUGGACUCUCUAGUAUGGCUUAUUUCUUGCUGAUCGUUAUGUAUAUUGGCAUUGAUAUCCUGAAAAUAUGGGGCGGACAACCCUUCAUCUAUCCAGGAAUGAACUCUAUUGUGAUAUACUGUUGCCAUAGUAUAUUCACGAACAUGCUUCCCGUCAACUGGGUGACUGAUAUGGUCCAUUGGCAGCAGCUUUUGCGGGCAUUAUGGGGGACCACGUGGUGGGUGAUUGUUGCAUACGUUUUAUUUCUCAAGAAGAUAUUUGUGGCGAUUUAGAACCAAUAGUAGACAUGCGACAACGUUGAUGGUUUUAUACUAAUUGGUGCAGAAAUGAUACAAAGCCAACGUUGAUGCUAUACAGUCAGUUAAUAAUUAAUGGUGAAAAAUGAAACAAAGACAACGUUGAUGAUGACUAUUUUAUAAUAAAUGGUGCA
Owenia fusiformis is the source of this 2344-nucleotide messenger RNA. NCBI's taxonomy places the organism in Eukaryota, Metazoa, Annelida, Polychaeta, Sabellida, Oweniidae. The record is from the annotation of a GenBank genome assembly.